Molecule: messenger RNA, 2337 nt
Organism: Pelodiscus sinensis (Chinese soft-shelled turtle)
Lineage: Eukaryota; Metazoa; Chordata; Testudines; Trionychidae
Gene: BTBD1
Product: BTB domain containing 1
Biological process (GO): neurogenesis
Cellular component (GO): cytosol; P-body
Molecular function (GO): protein binding
Source: RefSeq, a predicted model, not a curated record
GCACUAGCGCCAACGGGAAACCGUUUGGGACAGUGACGCGCGUCGGAGGCCCCCGCGGUGGCAGGGAAGAGAGCGCUUCGGGCGGAGUGAGCGACCCGCGGGGCUACGAUGGCGACGGCGGGGGGUUCGGGCGGGCCCCCGGAGGCGGCCCCCGCGGCGCUGCAGCGGGAGCCCGUGUAUAACUGGCAGGCCACCAAGGGCUCGCUGCAGGAGCGCUUCGCCUUCCUCUUCACCAACGAGCUGCUCAGCGACGUGCGCUUCGUCGUGGGCAAGGGCGGCCCGCGACAGCCCGGCAGCGGCGGCGGGCCCGGCCAGCAGCGCAUCCCCGCCCACCGCUUCUUGCUGGCCGCCGGCAGCGCCGUCUUCGACGCCAUGUUCAACGGUGGCAUGGCCACCACCUCGGCCGAGAUCGAGCUGCCCGACGUAGAGCCCGCCGCCUUCUUGGCACUGCUCAGGUUUCUUUAUUCAGAUGAAGUGCAGAUUGGUCCUGAAACUGUUAUGACUACUCUUUACACUGCCAAGAAAUAUGCAGUCCCAGCCCUGGAAGCACAUUGUGUGGAUUUUCUCACUAAACACCUUAGAGCAGAUAAUGCCUUUAUGCUUCUUACCCAGGCUCGAUUAUUUGAUGAACCUCAGCUUGCAAGUCUUUGUCUUGAUACUAUAGACAAAAGCACAAUGGAUGCAAUAAGUGCAGAAGGUUUUACUGAUAUUGACAUAGACACACUAUGUGCAGUACUAGAAAGAGACACACUUAGUAUUCGAGAAAAUAGACUCUUUGGAGCUGUUGUUCGCUGGGCAGAAGCAGAGUGUCAAAGACAGCAGCUGCCUGUGACAUCAGGAAACAAACAGAAAGUGCUUGGAAAAGCUUUAUCUCUAAUCCGUUUUCCACUAAUGACUAUUGAAGAGUUUGCAGCAGGUCCUGCUCAGUCUGGAAUUUUGUCAGAUCGGGAAGUGGUAAAUCUCUUUCUGCAUUUUACGGUCAAUCCUAAACCUAGAGUUGAUUAUAUUGACCGACCAAGAUGUUGCCUCAGAGGAAAAGAAUGCAGCAUAAACAGGUUCCAGCAAGUGGAGAGCCGUUGGGGGUACAGCGGAACAAGUGACCGAAUCAGGUUCACAGUUAAUAGAAGGAUUUCCAUAGUGGGAUUUGGAUUGUAUGGAUCUAUUCAUGGACCCACAGAUUAUCAAGUCAAUAUACAGAUAAUUGAAUAUGAAAAAAAUCAAACACUGGGACAAAAUGAUACUGGAUUUAGUUGUGAUGGAACUGCUAAUACAUUCAGAGUUAUGUUUAAAGAACCUAUAGAAAUUUUGCCAACCAUCUCCUACACAGCUUGUGCAACACUCAAAGGUCCUGAUUCCCAUUAUGGUACGAAAGGAUUGAAGAAAGUAAUCCAUGAAUCUCCCACUGCUAGCAAAACCUGCUUUUCUUUCUCUAGUUCACCUGGUAACAACAAUGGUACAUCGAUAGAGGAUGGACAAAUACCAGAAAUAAUAUUUUAUACAUAAUUACACAGUAUAGUACAUCUGCUAUAAUACAGCAGCAAUGUAUAGACUGAUAUUGAUUUAAAGUACUUUCUAUUGGGGGCAGUUAUUAAAUUCUAUGAAAUUAACAUAAAUAUAUAAUCUCCAUGUGUAAUAAGAAUUAGAAAAUUUCUUAUAGGAGAUAUCAGAAAAAUCUAUUUUUCUCUCUGCAUGAUUGGCAGGGUAUCAGUCAGCUAACAGAUGUAAUUCCUUUUACCUUUACAAAACCUUGAAAAUAAGAAGUACUCUCUAUUGUAAAGGUAUUUUUAAACAUUUUCUUGUGUUUUGUUGUUGGUCUUUUUUUAAACUUUCUGACUCCUUACAUUGUCUUCAGCAGUUGGUGAAAUUAUCCUUAGAUCUUUGAGUUUGUUAUGGAAUUUUGGGUUUUUUUCCUUUAAAUAUGCAAUAUCUAUAUUACUUUGUCCCAGAUUGCAUUUCCUUCUAAAAUAUGGACUCAAUUGACAACUUUAGUUACAGCAACAAAACUGGAUUUAUAUUCUUUUUCUUAAAUGAGCCAUGAAGAAAUAUGUGGGUUAAAACUGUAAACAGUACCUGGAAUUGUAUUAAAGAAAUAUAGCACACACUUAUCGUUGAGAUCUGCAAUGUACAAUAUUUGAAUGCCCUUGGUUUCAUUCAGAAAUGUGUAUUUUACAGUAAUGCACUAGAGCAUGCGUGUAAGUUGGUAUGGUGAUGACUAUUGUUUAUAAAUAUGUCUGCAACAUUGUAUAAUGUGACGAUAUGAAUAUGCAAGACUUCCGUUAAUAGUAUUCUAGGACCUGGAUGCUCAAGCAUUAACACUAAAAUCUUGAUGUGAUUUAA